CGGUGGACAGCCGAGGCGGGGCUGGAGACUGUGGUGGUGGCUCUGGGGUCGGUGAGCGCGGGCCGCGGGCCUUGGGCCGAAGUGAUGCGGCGCGUCGGCAGGACUGACUGGACAAAGGGGCGUAGCGCCGGGCGCUCGUGCCGGGGAGGCGAGGGCUGGCGCUUGUGAGCCUGGGCGGUGCCGCUGGGGGCGGGAACGGCCUGGGAGACCCCCACGCCGUGAGAACGGCCUCGGGGUCGCCGGGGAUUCGCCAGGCCUGGGGGAACAGACCUGCUCGGGCGGCGGAGGGUCGUCAGGUUGAGGGCCCGUAGGAGCCCGACAGGGGCUUUUGCGCUUGUUCCAGCGCCGGACGAUCGGGGGCAUCGCGUAGAGACUCUUAUCCGGGCGGCCAGGUCGGCUGCCUUCGUUUCCUUUUGCGACAGGUGCUCAUUCCGUCUGUCUGGUCACCGAGGUAUGCAUCGUCCUCGCGAGAUUUGUGCACGGGAGCGCCAAGCCGAGGGUGGGCAUACGGGGUUUCCCAGAAGUGGCUCCUGAAGGGCUUGGCCUCGAGAGGUCAGUAAGCUCAAGGCCCUGUGGCUGGAAUGCUCUCUGUCCCUUUCCUGGGCUGUGACCUUGGUCAAGGCCUCGCCUUAGCUUUCCUAACUGUAGGAGGGGGAUCAGGGUAAGGUGGCUGGCCCACAGGAAGCAGGGCCGAGCCCUUCUGUCGCAGAUAUUCUGCAACCUCGGGUCUUUUGCAUGCAUCUUCUCAGCUUGUGUGCUGUUUGUGCCUCAUUUGAGCAAGCUCAGGCUUGGGCCUUUUUGAAUCCUUGGUUUCUCUCCACGUUGAUUCCUCAGGGAAGAAGAGAGAUGCUUAGACAGGUGGCAAGGGUCACAGAAGGUGAGACUUGCUUUUUCUCGGGGGUUUCCAUCCCUGGUGACAUCCCAGAAAACAGUAAUUAUCCCUUGGGCUAACGUUGAGGGCCUUGAUCCCAGGCCAUGUCAUUUUAACUCUGUUUCCCAGGUUUUAAUCUUUUAAGCCCUGAUGUUAUUAAGCUGUGUCUGUGCUUUGUGGAAUCUGAGAGCAGCCCUCAAAUACAUCUGUGAGGAAGAUGAGGGAGGGAGCUGUGAGGGGGCUGCAGGCCCCCCUGGGAGAACUCCAUCUGCUGCAGGCUGACAACGGGCUACAGGGAGGGCCCUGGGCUCUAUUCUACUUUUGAGGAAGGAUUUCUGAAACAGCUUUGUGAUUUGGGGCCAAUGGGGCCUCUGCAGAGCAGUAACCAUCUGUAGAAGCACAAGUAAACUCAGUGGUGACACCAUUUAUGUACUACGAUGCUUUGUUUUCCUAACAAAGCCUUUUGCUUCUGUAGGUUGGGGCCUGGGGUGUGGCCUUGUCCCUGGUCCACUCUGCCCAGCCAGUGCCAGGUACCUAAGUGGGUACUUCUCUGUGUCACUGUUCUCCACGCUCUGCUCCAGUUGGGCACCAUAUUGGGCUUUCUCACCACUGUUGUAUAGAGUGGAUAUGACCUAGUGGUAUUCUAGGUUUUCUUCACUGAAGCUCCUCUCCUGCAGGUGGCUGCCUGCACGGCCCAGCGCCAUGCACACACUUGUGUUCCUGAGCACUCGGCAGGUGCUCCAGUGCCAGCCAGCUGCCUGCCAGGCCCUGCCCCUGCUGCCCCGAGAGCUCUUUCCCCUGCUAUUCAAGGUGGCCUUCAUGGACAAGAAGACUGUGGUACUGCGUGAGCUGGUGCACACAUGGCCCUUCCCACUGCUCAGCUUCCAGCAGUUGUUGCAGGAAUGUGCUCACUGUAGCCGGGCAUUGCUGCAGGAGCGACCCAGCACUGAGAGCAUGCAAGCUGUAAUCCUGGGGCUGACUGCUCGGUUCCACACCCCAGAAGCUGAAGCUGGCACACAUUCCCUCUGUAGGAAGCACACACUGCGGGUGCUGGACAUGACUGGUCUCUUGGAUGAUGGUGUGGAGCAGGACCCUGGUACUAUGAGCAUGUGGGACUGCACAGCAGCUGUGGCCCGCACAUGCAUUGCCCAGCAACAGAGCAGGACUGCUGAACCUGGACCAGCCCCUGUCCCUGUGGAGGUUCGUGUGGACCUUCGGGUGAACCGGGCCUCCUAUUCAUUCCUGCGUGAGGCUCUCCGAAGCAGCGUGGGCAGCCCCCUGCGGCUAUGCUGCCGGGACCUCCGGGCUGAGGACCUGCCCAUGCGCAACACUGUGGCCCUGUUGCAGCUUCUGGACGCAGGCUGCCUGCGCCGAGUGGACCUCCGCUUCAACAAUCUGGGCCUGCGUGGCCUGUCUGUCAUCAUCCCUCAUGUGGCUCGCUUCCAGCACCUGGCCAGUCUGCGACUACACUAUGUGCAUGGGGACUCAAGGCAGCCCUCUGUAGAUGGUGAGGACAACUUCCGCUACUUCCUGGCCCAGAUGGGCCGCUUCACCUGUCUUCGGGAGCUCAGCAUGGGCUCUUCUCUCCUUUCAGGCAGGCUGGACCAGCUGCUCAGUACCCUGCAGAGCCCCUUGGAGAGCUUGGAGCUGGCCUUCUGUGCUCUGCUGCCUGAGGACCUGCGCUUCCUGGCAAGGAGCUCCCAUGCUGCUCACCUAAAGAAGCUGGACCUGAGUGGUAAUGAUCUGUCAGGAAGUCAGCUAGUGCCCUUCCAGGGUUUGUUGCAGGCGGCAGCAGCCACACUGCUGCAUCUUGAGCUGACUGAGUGCCAGCUUGCUGAUGCCCAGCUAGUAGCCACACUGCCCACCUUGACCCGCUGUGCCAGUCUCCGCUACCUUGGCCUCUAUGGCAACCCGCUAUCCAUGGCUGGCCUCAAGGAGCUGCUGCGGGACUCAGCGGUACAGGCUGAGCUGCGCACCGUGGUGCACCCCUUCCCCGUGGAUUGCUAUGAGGGCCUGCCCUGGCCUCCACCUGCAUCUGUCCUUCUGGAAGCCUCCAUCAACGAGGAGAAGUUUGCCCGUGUAGAAGCUGAGUUGCACCAGCUGUUGCUGGCCUCAGGCCGUGCCCAUGUGCUCUGGACAACAGACAUCUAUGGGCGACUAGCUGCAGACUACUUCAGCCUGUGACCUCCUGGCUUUGGAUGAGACAGGCCAAGAGCUUUUGCUGGGACUCUGCUGGAGGCCUGACAACAAAGACCGGUCUCAGGUUUCCUGCAGAGUCUGUCUUGCUCCUGGGCACACCUUAAGAGUCCCAUGCUUUCUGCAGUGCCCUGCACCUGCUCCCUAAUGGCUGGCUGACUGUGGGCCCCGUGCUGGAUUUCAGGCCUGCACCACCCUGCUCAGUAUAGCUGCACUUGGCUCUCUGUGGAUGUACCUGGGAUCCCAGCUGUUAUCCAAGGGACACUUCCGGGCCCUUUGCAUCUCCUGACCAAGAGCACAGCACUGUGGGGCUGAAGGUGGGGCGAGGCCUAGGUCCUGAUGCAGCCUUUGGCCUGUACCGUGUUCCCUGCCCUGGCGCUAGAGCCACCCCGCCAGCUGGCUAUGGGGCUGGAGGGUGGUGUCAAGGUACAAACGUGCAGCGUGUCUGGAGUUUGAA
This is a messenger RNA of Marmota flaviventris (yellow-bellied marmot), 3524 nucleotides long. Lineage: Eukaryota; Metazoa; Chordata; Mammalia; Rodentia; Sciuridae. The record is from RefSeq and is a predicted model, not a curated record.